This is a messenger RNA of Perkinsus marinus ATCC 50983, 975 nucleotides long. RefSeq lists its product as hypothetical. NCBI's taxonomy places the organism in Eukaryota, Perkinsozoa, Perkinsida, Perkinsidae. Bases 1 to 975 code for a protein of 324 amino acids. The record is from RefSeq and is a predicted model, not a curated record. The transcript is spliced from 9 exons.
AUGGCUGGUAUCAGGAGCCUAGGCGAGACGCAGCCCCAGAGAUUCGACGAGGACGAGGAAGAGGACGAGGAGGAGCAUGAUGAUGAUGAUUAUUGUUGUACAGUAUUUACUUCAGUUGAAUGGGAGCUCGGCGGCGGCGGCGGCGGUUCGAUUCUAGAGUUCUACGUUAUUCCAGUGAAACGUUCUACUCAUAUGGACAAGGGAGAUGAUGAACAGAGACUAGGGGAUAGUAGAACUAAUAGGAAGGGAGGAGGAGGAAGAGUUCGGGGAGGAAUGGUAUCGGGGAUGCUCAGGGAUAAUCAUGAUUACAUCGCCACAAGUAAUGAUGAUAUUCGUCAAGAGCAUUAUGCUACUAGUAAUAGAAGGCAGCAUAAAGAUGAUAAGAAGAGAAGCAAGAAGUCAAUACUACUACUACCACCACAGCCUUCUACUAGUGAUGAUAAUGAUGCUGUAGAGGGUAUAGUAUCAUCAUCAUCAAGAACCUAUCCAUCACUAUUAAAUCGUCUAUUCCCAUUACCUCGAAGUGUUGCUAUCGAAAUACCAGUAGCUAUAGGGAUCAUAAUGUUAGGGAGCAUGUCCUUAUAUCUAGGGUAUAUAUUCAUUCAAGAAGAGAGGGAUGAUAUGAAAAGGGAUGAUGAAGAGUUAAUAACAACUAGGAGGAAGAAGAGGAGGAAGGAAGAGUUGGCAUCAUUCUGGCAACAAUUAGAAUCAACAUCAAGACCAAGAGAGGCACGAGGAGGAGGAGGAGGAGGAUAUGAUAGAGCAACACUUGGUUUUAUUGGAGAUCAGAUCUGUCAAAGAUUCAUUGAAACAGAGGGUGAUGGUGGUGUAUUAUUCGUUAACAUGAGUUGUCUAAUAUGGAAUGUAUGUUUGGAUUAUGUUGCACAUGGUGGUCUUACCUCUAGUACUGAUAGUGAUGAAUUCACCAAUAAAUGCCAUAGUCAUUGUGAUCAUGAUCGUCCUGAUAGUAAGUAA